AUGAGUGAUAGUAGCGUAGCCAGCGAAUAGUAUUUUAAUUUUUCUGAGAGCCAUAAUUACUCUGGAGAUUAAUCAGCCCUUUUUAACCAAGCUCCAAUUUAAUUUGAUAAAUUAACUCCACAAGUAAUUCAAUAAGAACUUGCAAAUGGUUUCAAAGUAAACAAAGAAGUAAUUGCAAAAGGUGGAAUAUAUCCACCUCCAGUUGAAGAUAUUGAUGAUAAGUAUGAAGAUUUCCUCAAUCAUAAAGCAUAUGCAUUUCUCCUAUUGACUUAUCAUCCUUAUUUUAGAAAUAAGUUUGAUUAUAAGGAUAUCAUCGAUGUUAAUAAUUUGACUAAAUAGCGCGCUUAAUAAGUAAGCUGGGCAAAUAUAUUUACUAUUUUAGGAGUAUUUAGUUUUGAGAGAUACUUUCUAAGAAAGAAACCUAUUUUCGGUUUGACUCAGGAUUCUGGUUGGGCACCUUUCCUUUUAAAAUACUAUUUUUUACCUAAAUUACUAUCUAAUUUUGUUGAUUUAUGCUUAUUUUAUCCAAAUCUACAAAGAAAGACUUCUAAUAUAUUAUAAAAAUAUAGCUUUGAUUAAGAGACUUAAAGUAAUCCUUAAUAUAGAUAGGCUUUUGAUGAUUUAAGAUAAUACAAAUUAAACAUGAGUAUUAAAAAUUAAAAAUAAUGA
Tetrahymena thermophila SB210 is the source of this 669-nucleotide messenger RNA. RefSeq lists its product as hypothetical. The record is from RefSeq and is a predicted model, not a curated record. The transcript has a single exon. Lineage: Eukaryota; Ciliophora; Oligohymenophorea; Hymenostomatida; Tetrahymenidae.